Messenger RNA from Ornithorhynchus anatinus (platypus), 1883 nucleotides. Its product is annotated as gastrula zinc finger protein XlCGF57.1-like. The record is from RefSeq and is a predicted model, not a curated record. Gene Ontology annotation, biological process: regulation of DNA-templated transcription. The transcript is spliced from 4 exons. NCBI's taxonomy places the organism in Eukaryota, Metazoa, Chordata, Mammalia, Monotremata, Ornithorhynchidae. Bases 246 to 1763 code for a protein of 505 amino acids.
CCCCCCCCCAAACCCCCCCACGGGUGAACCCCUGAUCGUCCAGCGCAGGGCCGGGGGAGGAGCGGGCUGCGGCUCUUCCCCCGGCUGAUGCAGCGCCGGACGGUCCCGCCUUCCCGGUCUCCUGCAUCUCCUAGUCCCGUCCCCGGGCUUCCCGACCUUCCUCUUCCUCCUUUGUCCUUCCUGUCUCUCCUCCCCCAUGUCUGCAUCCCUGGAAGGAGGAGGGGGAAGGCCCGGGUCUCCCCGAGAUGGCCUGGACACCGGAGUGGCCCCCCAAGUCGGGGCCGGACAGCCGGGAGAUGGCUCAGGUGCCGGUGACGUUCGAGGACGUGGCCGUCUAUUUCUCGCGGGAGGAGUGGGCGGCGCUGGACGGGCGGCAGAAGGAGCUCUACCGGGACGUGAUGCGGGGCAACUACGAGCUGGUGGCUUCGCUGGGGUGUCCUGCUGCCAAACCUGAUCUCAUCUGUCAAAUCGAACGGGACGAAGAGCUGGGGGUAGGAGAGCCGCAAGGUCGCCCGGUACGGAGGCAGCCCCAGAGACGCUCCUCAGGUGGCGGUGCCCGGGUUCAAAGGGAGGACCGCUUAGGUGCCGGAAGCGACGCCGACGCCCCGGCAUCCCGGGUCUCGGUGAGGACUCCGGGUUGGGCGACAAGAAGGAAACCCCCCACGGAACAGAAGCUCCCUGGAGGAAAUCUGGCUGAGAAACCCCCCGGCGGGACCCUCCGGGGCCUCCCCUCGAGAAAGAAGCCCCCGACCUGCCCGGAGUGCGACAAGAGCUUUAAGAGCAACACGGCGCUGACCAUCCACGAGCGGAGUCACACCGGGGAGCGGCCCUUCAAGUGCCCCGACUGCGGGAAGGGCUUCCCCUCCAAGGGGGAUCUGAAACGGCACCAGAAAACCCACGUGGGGGAGCGGGCCGCCCGGCCGGGGAGGGAGCCCCCUCCGAAGCCCCUUCCCGCCAGGCCCCACAGGGGCCACCCGGCCCCCAGGAAGGCCCACACCUGCCCCCGGUGUGAGAAAACCUUCCGCAAGGGCCGCGACCUCACGAAGCACCAGAGGAGCCACACGGCCGAGAGGCCCUUCGCCUGCCUUCAGUGCGGGAGCCGCUUCCGGCUGAAGCAGAUCCUCGUGUCCCACCAGAGGAUCCACGGCGGGGAGAGGCCCUUCCACUGCGGGGACUGCGGGAAGACCUUCGGCCAGAAGCACCACCUGCUCAGCCACCGGCGCACCCACACCGGCGAGCGGCCCUUCUCCUGCGUCCAGUGCGGCCACAGCUUCAGCCAGAAGCACCACCUGGUCAGCCACCGGCGCAUCCACACCGGUGAGCGGCCCUUCCCCUGCCCCGACUGCGGCAAGAGGUUCAAGGACAAGAAGACCCUGAUCAUCCACGGGAGGGUCCACAGCGGCGAGCGGCCCUACUCCUGUGCCCAGUGCGGGAAGACCUGCAGCCAGAAGCAGCACCUCAAGAGCCACCUGCGGACCCACCAGGGUCCCGGGGCGGGGGCCGGGGAGCGGGAGGGCCGAGCCCCGGCCCAGCACAGACUGCGCCCGGAGAAACCCCAUAAAUGCGGCAAGUGCGAGAAGAGCUUCCGGGAUGAGAGGAUCAUGUUGGCCCACCGGGGGACGCACGCCGAGGAGACCCCGCCGGAACGCUGGCCCGGGGUCCGCCAAAAGCGGCCCCCCGCUCUUGCCCCCUCGGCCCAUCUGAGGCAGGCGGAGGCCAGGGGCCCGUCGGGGAGACUCGUUGGAAGCCCCGCGCCGUCCUGAGCGCUUGGGAGAGGACGAUGGCGGCAGCCGGCCGCAGUAGCGCGGCCCGGUGGGUAGAGCGUGGGCCCGGGCCUCGGCCCCACGUGGGACAGGGACCGUGUCCGACCCGAUUUGCUUGUA